Centropristis striata (black sea bass) is the source of this 4906-nucleotide messenger RNA. RefSeq names its product caveolae-associated protein 1-like. Bases 291 to 1673 code for a protein of 460 amino acids. The record is from RefSeq and is a predicted model, not a curated record. Gene Ontology annotation, cellular component: caveola; cytoplasm. Gene Ontology annotation, biological process: termination of RNA polymerase I transcription; transcription initiation at RNA polymerase I promoter. Gene Ontology annotation, molecular function: rRNA primary transcript binding. NCBI's taxonomy places the organism in Eukaryota, Metazoa, Chordata, Actinopteri, Perciformes, Serranidae. The transcript has 2 exons.
UCUGCCUGGUGUGGCAUUCACAUCCUAACGCUCAUUUGGUAACAUUCAGCAUCGCUUGGCCUCCUCUGCACACUGGCCUGAUUCCAGGGAUUUGAAGUAGAAAGAAAAGCCUGACAGAGAGACAGAGAGUGCAUAUAUGCUGGAGAGAGAUAAGUUAGUUUAGAAGUAGGAGGGGAAAGAUCAGAGGUCCAGAGAAGAGAAGAAAGGGAGAAGCAGGUGAGAAAGCAAGCUGUUGAAAAAAGUGGUGAAGAAAGGUUGAUUAGCUGACUAUACACUACAAAUCCACUGACAUGGCAGCCAUGGAAGCACUGGAAUCCACAAGUGCCCAGUUCGAGCCUCAAACCCUCACCGAGAUCUCAGACGAUGAGGUCAACCUCCCGCCCUCAGACGACGAAGACGAUGCCCUGGCCGCGGCCAAGAAGGAGCUGUCCACCAUGGGCACGGAGGGGGACGCCGCCGAAGACAAGGACGAGGCGGCGAAGGCUGACACGCAGGUGAACGGGGUGAUGGUGCUGUCUUUGCUGGACAAGAUCAUCGGGGCGGUGGACCAGAUCCAGCAGACCCAGAGCGGGCUGGAGGCCAGGCAGCAGGAGAUGGAGCGUUCGGUGACCAGCAUUCAGGGCGAGCUGACCAAACUGUCCAAGAGCCAUAGCACCACAUCCAACAGCGUCAAUAAGAUGAUGGAGAAGGUGCGCAAGGUGAGCGUCAACGUCAAGACUGUGCGGGCCACCCUGGAGAAGCAAGGAGGCCAGAUCAAGAAGCUGGAGAACAACGAGGCCGAGCUGCUCAAGAGACGCAACUUUAAAGUCAUGAUCUACCAGGAUGAAGUGAAGGUUCCCUCAAAACUCAGCAUCUCUAAAUCCAUGAAGGUUUCGGAGUCUGUAUCAGGAAGCAGAGGAGGUAGUGUGCUAGAGCUCAAGGAAGCUGUGGAAGAGGAGGAGGGAGGAGAAGGAGAGAAGGCAGAUAAGCCCCAUGUAGACCUCUCAUCAGAUGAAGAGGGAGUGGAGAUCGAGGAGACCAUCGAGGAGUCCCGUGCCGAGCGCAUAAAGCGCAGCAGCCUGCAGCGUGUACAAAACCUGAAGACGGUCUUCUCAAAGGAGAAGAUGGAUAAGACCAGGUCAAAGACCAAAGAGAGCCUGGAAAAGACCAAACAAAAAACCAAGCACAACCUGGAGAAGACAAAAGAGAACCUGGAAAAGACCAGGCAGAGAACCAAGGAUAAUAUACAGAAGACCACACAGAGGACCAAGGAGAACCUGGAGAAGACACGCCACAACAUCGAGAAGAAGAUGGGAAAGCUGGGAACACGGAUGAGUGUCAACCCUGAGCGCAAGCAGAAGAUGCAGACAUCCCGCGAAAAGGUGAAGAAGGCCUUCACGCCAGACCAUGUUGUUUACGCCCGGUCCACCUCUGCUGAGUACAAGGUGCCCCCCUUCACCUUCCGCGUCAAGAAAGUCCGCGAGGGCGCCGUUGAGGUGGUCCAAGGCACCGAGAUGGUGGAGGUGUCCCAGGAUGCUGACCCCUUCGGUGGAGUUGAUGGCGAGGUUGAGGAGGGAGGAGUCGAGGUUGAGAUGGAAUUGAUGAAUGGAGGAGGGGAUGACGAAGAGGCUGAUGAGGAUGAAGAGGAAGAUGCUCUGCAUGAGAACGAAGACAGAGAUAGGGACAGCGACUAGAUAAAGAAGAAUGCAUUUGCCAAGAUCCUGACAUGAUCCCUGAGGUUCUUUUGUAAUAACAGAAUUAAUUGUAGGGAUUGGGAAGAUUACUCAAGAUUAAUUAGGGAUGAUAACAACUUGGGUCUUAUUUUUUUAAAUCAAUUUGGCCAUUAUUCAUAUCAGUUAUGAUAACAUCUAACUCAGAAGGAAAUACUAAGAUCUGGGAACAUGUCAUCAUUGCUGAAAGUUUGACAGGUCAGUCAGACGAUCAGACAGGUGGUUAACAAGCCAACGUUUUGUCUGGAUUAUUUAAACCACUUUACUUAGAGGUAAAAAUGUAAAUGGAAUGGCCAAACUGGCAGUAAUAAUCAUUCAUUAUACAGAAAACUCUGUUUUUCGUCUCUAUUCAUUCCUAUGAAAAUUGCUCAAAAUUGCCUACUUUCAGUUUAGCACUCCGCUAACUUGAAUGGGAAUAAACUUUCAAAUAUUAAUGAACCAAAUGAACCACAUUCUGAUUAUAGGCGUCAUUUAGCAGGGGCUGAGAUGUUCAGAUCUUUUUGGGACCGAUAGCAUCAACUGUCUGACCCAGAAAUUGUACUUCUCAUGGGGGCUUGCUCCAAAUACACCAAACCUAUGGGGUUGUUUCCAUCUUGUCUGAUUGUAUGACUGUUUGUGUCUCUUGACUUGUCACCCAUGGCUGGAUUAGUGACCGGGCAGAACAGGCAACAGCCCCAGAACUCCACUGAUGUGUGUCAACUAAUUUGUGCUAGUUUAAUACACCAUUAAAGCACAAUAUCACCUGACAUGAUAAAGUCCUGCUUUUUCCAAAUGAGAUGCCUAUAGGAGCGCCUUUCCAGCGAGGAAAACAGAAUCCAGUGCACUGAUUGGUGCCCUUAAAUGGAGAAAACAAGAUGAAGUACCCUCUAGGGUGCCCUUUCAUUGGAGAAAAUGUAAUGAAGUGCACCAAUGGGCGCCCUUAAAUGGAGAAACAAGAUGCAGUGCCAUAUAGACUGCUCUACAUGCUAGAAAACUGCCCCACUACAUACAUGGGGGUCCUUUUUGAAUGUUCACCCCUGCUAAUAUGUCAGUGUUGUGUUUACAGCUUGUUGCAUGGACCAGAUAGUAUUCCAGCUAGGAAAACUGUACACAUUGAGUGGGACCCCAAGCGGGUGGGUUAUAGCAUUCCUAGAUCCUAGCUGCUAACUUCAGCAAGACAGUGUUAUUAUUACCAGUCAGAAUAAUGGCCAGAACUUCACACACUCACAAAAAAAAGACCCAAGUUGUAAUUAAAAAGAAAAUAUAUUUUACAACUUAGGUUUUACUUUAUUUGACCAUAGGUUGUGUGCUAAAAAACGGCUUAAUUUAGAUGGAAUAAUGGAAAUCUUCCCAUACUUUUUAAAGCACCUCAAGGGUAUUUAGAGUCCAUUUGUGUUUUGGAUGGGGUGGAUGAUCAUGAAAUUUAAAAGAAGAAGAAAAAGGGGAAAGGAUACUGAAAAUAACUUGGGGAAGGGAGGCGAGCCAUUCGCAGAACUGACAUGAUCAAGAAAUCAUUCGGAGGAGACACCAUCAUUCCCUUUGUAAGGAAGUGUUACUUGUCAGCAUUUCAUUACCUGUUUUGUUUUUUUUAAAUUCCAAACCCCAACCACUCACAACGAGUGAGAUGAGCAGACAGAAAUGAAUCAUCUCUUGUCCAUUGAAUUUCAGUCGUAUUUGUUGAACGUAAAGAAAAUGAUAUUAUGGACUAUUGAGUUGCAGAUUCCCAAUGGCCAAGCGAUUCAUAAACAGAGUACAUAUUUGUGCUUAAAAUGCUUCAAUUCUUCGUGUAUUACGUACCACACACGCAUAAGUAUUCCUUCCACCCAAUUUGUUGUUCAUCUGUUUCAAUACUUAUCUUACUCUGCUUAAUUUACGCUUUGUUUAGAAGCACAGUGAUUCUGUUGUAAUUUCUAAGUUUUGAUGAGCUCGGAGUUAAGUAUUUGUGUAUAAUUUUGUAUGUGACCACAAUUUACACUUGGCUGAUGUCAUCUCCAUGAAGCUUAAUAGUUGUAGUUAAAGCACACUUUUGUUACAUGCAAUACUCUUAUGCAACAUUUUUCCGCCAAAGAAUAACCAAUACUCAUGAAAAUGAAGGUCCAUUACAUUUCACUCACUGCUGGUAUUCACUUUGAAUAUUUUCUCAUGACUAUUUUCUUCUCAAAAUGUGUAAUGUGCUAUUCUAAGAUGUGUUUCACUAAUAAACUGAGAUAAGGACCAAUACUUUCAGCAAGUCUCAUCACAAACCUCUAGUAGAACCAGUUUAGACUCUUAUCAGCACUGUUUACUCUUGGGAACUGUCUAUUCAAGUUUCAACACAAGAGUGUGUGUUAUUUCUGCAGUCUGACACUGACCCCUAGUGUCCAAUCAUCUCACUAUAAGUUCCUCUGCUCCAGAAUAAAAGGUGCAUUUCACUGAAACUCCAAGAGUUCUCUUGACAAAUGACUAUUGAGCUAUUUCCACACAGCUUUCCUCUAUUGUCCACAUUUCCGUAUUUGUAAUAAGGUUUAUAAAUAUGUUUUAUAUAUUCACCAAUACUGGUGGUAUUUUAUGAGUGCCUUGCAUUUUUAAUUCAAGAAUUAAUUCAUUAAUUUCCCUGCAUAUUCAAGAUUAAUUCCCAUCCACCUAUGCACUAAUCAAGAACCUGAAGGGGCGUGCACCCUGGACAGGUCAGCAGGCUAUUAAAGGGCUAACGAAGACACAGACAAGAUGCAUUUGUGAAUCCAAAGUAAAAAAAAAUACUUUUAUACAACUGUUGCCAAAGAUUACCAUACUGCCACAGUUUUUGUACUGUCAAUGUUUAGUUUCUAGGUCAGACACAUCACAGCUUUAUUAGUGUUUUUUGUUGUUGUUGGUUUUUUUGUAUAUAAUGUGAAUCACUGCUUAUGCAGAUCAUAAUGCAUUUUAAUUUUAUUUACCAGAGAGCCUCUUGCCUUCUGCUGCCUGCACCUCUUCUGCUUCUCGGGCCAAAUCAGAUUUCACAGUGCAACAAAUUACAUUGACACUACAUGCGAGCAAAGAUACAAAUAUUAAUCGUUUCUGUCCACGUCUGUCAGAGCAGUAACAACAUGCAGAUGUGCUGAGGCCUAAGUCAAAGGAACAUAAAAUGUAGUUCGCACUUAACUGUUUCCUUGCUUUUGUUUUGUUGGUAACUGAUUCCUGUAUGAUGUUUCAUUGCUUAACCACUAAUGAUUUAAUUAAUAAAAGCUACUUGGUUCACA